Coccidioides immitis RS is the source of this 3198-nucleotide messenger RNA. RefSeq names its product nitrogen permease regulator Npr2. Lineage: Eukaryota; Fungi; Ascomycota; Eurotiomycetes; Onygenales; Onygenaceae. Bases 167 to 1783 code for a protein of 538 amino acids. Gene Ontology annotation, cellular component: GATOR1 complex; vacuolar membrane. Gene Ontology annotation, molecular function: GTPase activator activity. Gene Ontology annotation, biological process: positive regulation of autophagy; negative regulation of TORC1 signaling. The record is from RefSeq and is a predicted model, not a curated record. The transcript has 4 exons.
GGAGAAAAUGCGGCCCACAAACUGACUAGUUAACUAGUUACUCCGUACUUACAUAUGAAGUAUUGAACCACAGAGCAGUUACCUGGGUUAAUGAUUUCACCGCCAAUUGCACGCCAGAAAGAAUGCCAUCAACAGCUCUCUUUGCCGAUCGGCCUCCUUUUCCAUCAUGAUCAAGGCCAUCUUCUACAGCAAGUUUGACACGCAAUCAGGCCGCAAAGUUGUCCAUCAGGUCCCCGAUGGCGCUAUAGUCCCUUCCUCCACCGCUCCGCCCGGAAGCACCCCGCUCUUCAACUUCUCCGAUAUAUCCUUUUUUGUGAUCCCAAGACAGGAGCUCUGCGGAAACCUCAUCCAGGUUUGCACCAAUGGUCACCGCGUCCUCGGGUUUCCCGUGUGCAUCAAAUCGCCCAGCUACGAUCGCAAUGAGUUUAUCUUCAAUUUCUGCGUCGUGCUCGCGGAGGAGGACGAAUGGGGAAGCUUCAAGAGCGUCGUGCAGAAGUUGGCGGAUUUGAUGUGCGAGCUGGAGGAGCAGUCGGGCUUCUUGUCAAAAGAUCCCUCACCGGGUGGAGAAGGCAAGGUACACAGUUUGUGCGAGACAUUGAUGGAGGACCUGAAUAAUUACUGCGAGUGCAUGAUCCCAAUCGAUGAUUUGAAUACCCUGAACGUCAAGCUAUUUCCACUUUAUCCUUCGCCGCCUCCAGUGAAAGCAUGGCAGGUACCGCUGUUCACUGUUCGAUAUGAAGCAUUCAUGGACGAAAAUUGGGAUAUCACUGUACAACGGAUCGUCCCGUACAUCAACGGAGUUAAUAGCAUCCGAGCAAUUGCCGUACUGGCAGACGCCAAUUUCUCGUUAACAUGCCGCGCGAUCCGUCAUCUUGUCUACUACGGAUGUGUUUUUCUUCUCGAUAUCUUUUCUUUCUCCGCCAUAUACGCUCCAACGGCGCAGUUCGGCUUCACCAUCGCUUCCGAUGAGGAGAUGCAGCGCGAAUGCGCUCGUUACGUCAACACUCGCUUCUCCCCAACUUUAGCUCCUGCAAAAACUGCCGGAUCGCGGCAAACAGGGUCAAGAGGUCGAAACGACGCAUCCCGGCGUGAGAGACAAGCCUGGGCAGAUCAAGAUAAUAUCUGGCCACAGAUGGGCAAAGAUGCCAGAGCUACCGGUCCCGGACACACAGGCAAGCAGUCUCGGAUAGUAGACGGCGUCGGGAUCGUCGAACUAUAUGCGAGCUUAAAACAAGGCCAAAGCGUCAAGCAGUGGUACCUGGAGCACACGCGCGAACUUGCCAACAUCGAUGUUCGACGCUUUAUCACUUUCGGAGUUAUAAAGGGAUUCCUGUACCGCGUCCACAAAUAUCCAUAUGCGACGGGCCAGCCCGCGCAGACAACGACAGUGACGACCACGCUCGCCAACGGCACGCAGCAGAUAUCGUUCCUCUCCAGCUCACCGUCGUUCACGCGUAGUCGCAUGGGCUCCACCGCCAGCGGCAUCGAGUCGAUGAGCUCAUUUACCUCCCGACGUCGGAAGAGCGGACACUUGAUCGGACCUACCGAACUGCACUCCCACGCCGAGGAUCAUUCGGGGGAUGAGAAUGACAAUAAUGAGGAUGAGAACGGAGAGGGAGAAGGAGGAGUGGAAGAAGAUGGUAUUGAUGAUAAGACGCUAACGAAGUUCCUAGACGGGAUGCAUUGCUUCGAUGAGAUUUGCACGGAGCUGGAAAUCAGCGAGAAGGAGCUUACUUCAAGGUUGAAGCGAUAUCCGGGAGAAGUGUUGAUCAUUCAUCGAUGAAGUAUCCAGGUUACGGAUCGAUGGUGGGAAGUUCGGGAGUCAUUGGCUACCUUAUAUCUGAUGGUAUGAUAUCCCUCAAUGGACAUCUUUUCCGGGAGCAUGUUGCUUUGGUUAUAGCGGGAGGACGGCAAAUUAUUGCAAAGGUCGAAUAUCGAGAAUUCACGAUGAGAUUCAAGAAAAAGUGCCAUUAAUGUAAAAAAAAAAAAAGGGAUGCCCCCUCUCGCCCAUAACUCCGUACCUUAAUCCAUUCCCUGGACGCCCGCUCUACCUCCCUUAUUACUCACUUCAUAUCCCAGACACUAUAGCCACCCAGUCCCUGGAACCAACCAAAACAUAGAAAGGCGCUCCCAUAAAAAUAAGUUAAGGGAGAAAAGUGAAAUAAUUUCCGCGCCAGGCACGUAAUCGUUCAAAAUCGAACCAUUUUACUCUUGCUCCUCGUCCCAUCCUUCAAGCUCUGCUUUCUCAAAUUCCGCCAUAACCACCGGAUCCCAAAUCGACCCGUCUUUUCCAGGAACAGUAGUCUUACAAUCCUUAAAUACCGGUCCAAUGCAGUCUGCCCACCGCUUCCGUCUAUCCAUAAGCGUACGGGCCAAAUCGCCUAUUCCGGGCCUCCCAACUCCAAGCGCAUUUACGGGAUGGCUUCCUCCACCCGCUCCGCCAGGACGAUGCUUAGCCUGCGAUCCCUUUUUACUUUUACCGAGGGUACGUGUACGCUUUAGAUACGCUUGCUGCACCUGUGAGUCGAGAUCGUCAUGAAUGGUAGUGUAUUCCUGAUAGGCUAGGCGUUCGCGAGCUAUUUCGAGCAGGCGGGUCUUUCUUGCCCCAUUGAUGAUCAUUUGCUUUUUGAGUUCGCUCUGAAGGAAUCGGAGACGCUCAGCAACAUCAUCAUCGUAAUGAGCGUCAUAGUCUGGGUUCUCCUCUGGACCGAUAAAGCCGAUAUAACGGAGUUCGGCUUUCAGACGCUCGUCAAGCUGUGAAUGGUCGAGCUUGGCCGCAGGUACUUUGAAUCCGUUCGGGGAUGCGUCCGGAAAGGCUGUCGCCGAGUUUAGAGGCUUUGAUUCGGGUUCUCCGGUCACCUGAUCAACUUCCAUCGCCGUAUCGCCAUUAAAAUUCGCGUGCGACGCCGAUUCUUCGUGGCUAGUUGACUGAGCGGCAGCAGUCUCUUCAGGAAGAGUUCGAUGCUCAAAACGGAGAAGCGAGUAGAGACGGCUAAGCAACGGCGGAGCGGAGACUUGGUCUGUCUCCGCAGUAUCAUCGGAAAUCUGUUCGACAUUGCCUCGACCUUGAUUUAAAGGCAACUUUUCUCGCUCCUGUUGGGAAGAGUCGAUAUUGAUCGAGCCAUCUUCUUCAGCCCAGAUAUCGCUAUAGUGCUUCUUGCCACGGCGAGGAAUGAGGAAAGGAGUAACGCGAUCACC